Brienomyrus brachyistius is the source of this 3377-nucleotide messenger RNA. It is a transcript of the gene arrb2b, whose product is annotated as arrestin, beta 2b. NCBI's taxonomy places the organism in Eukaryota, Metazoa, Chordata, Actinopteri, Osteoglossiformes, Mormyridae. The coding region runs from base 333 to 1598 and encodes 421 amino acids. Gene Ontology annotation, molecular function: angiotensin receptor binding. The record is from RefSeq and is a predicted model, not a curated record. The transcript has 14 exons. Gene Ontology annotation, biological process: signal transduction; positive regulation of ERK1 and ERK2 cascade; G protein-coupled receptor internalization. Gene Ontology annotation, cellular component: cytoplasm.
GAAGGCAUGGCAGCGUCUCUGUCUCCAUGGACAGAUUCAUUCCUGUGGGUCUCUGUCUCCCUCCUCUCUCCCACCUCCUCUUUCUUUCUGGCUCUCUCUCUCUCUCUCUCGGGUUCUCUCUCUGCUACCUUUUUUUUUCUUUCACUCUCCUGUUUUCUUCUCUGUUCCCUUAUUUCCCGUGCUUGGUGUGUUUUUUAGCGUGUGUUUGCACACGUGCAUUCACCCCUGUCUUCGUUUUCCUGUUGCGUUCUCCUGCUCUGAACACCUUUGCCUUCCCUCUGCUGUCCGUAGCCUCGUGUGCCUGUGUGUGUGUGUGAGAGAGAGAGAGGGUGAUGGAUGGUGCUUUGUCCAUGGAUGACAUACGCUGCGACAUGAAGCUCAGCACUGUUGUCUUCAGGAAGGGAGUGGAGAGUCUUGGGCUAACGGUCUACCUGGGCAAAAGAGACUUUGUGGACCAUCUGGAUCAUGUGGACCCAGUGGAUGGCGUGCUGCUGAUCGAUCCGGAAUACCUGAAAGACAGAAAGGUGUUCGUGACGCUGACCUGUGCGUUCCGGUAUGGCCGUGAAGACCUGGAUGUGCUGGGCCUGUCCUUCAGGAAGGACCUGUACAUUUCCACUUUCCAGGCCUACCCACCUCUGCCCGAGGAGAGGAAGCCUUACAGCCGUCUUCAGGAGAGGUUACUGAAGAAGCUCGGCCAGCACGCGUAUCCCUUCUACUUCACUAUUCCCCAGAACCUGCCCUGCUCCGUCACUCUGCAGCCUGGACCCGAGGACACAGGCAAGGCCUGUGGUGUGGACUUUGAAGUCAGAGCCUUCUGUGCCAAAUCAGUGGAGGAGAAGAUCCACAAAAGGAACUCUGUGAGGCUGGUUAUCAGGAAGGUGCAGUACGCCCCGGAGAUACCCGGCCCUCAGCCCACAGCAGAGACCACGCGCAGCUUCCUCAUGUCUGACCGCUCCCUGCACCUUGAGGCCUCUCUGGACAAGGAGCUCUACUACCACGGCGAGCCGAUCAGCGUCAACGUCCACGUCACUAAUAACUCCACCAAAACUGUCAAACGAGUCAAAAUCUCGGUGCGACAGUACGCUGACAUCUGCCUGUUCAGUACUGCUCAGUACAAGUGCCCUGUGGCGCAGUUUGAGGCAGAUGACCAGGUGUCCCCCAGUUCCACCUUCUGCAAAGUGUACACCCUCACCCCCACGCUGAUCAACAACCGGGAGAAGAGGGGCCUGGCUCUGGACGGCAAGCUGAAGCACGAGGACACCAAUCUAGCCUCCAGCACCAUUGUGAAAGAUGUGUCCAACAAGGAGGUUCUAGGGAUCCUGGUAUCUUACCGGGUCAAGGUCAAGCUGGUCGUGUCCCGUGGAGGCGACGUGUCUGUGGAGCUGCCCUUCGUCCUGAUGCACCCCAAACCUACAGACCAGCCCAGCUCCAGGCCCCAGUCAGCCGUGCCAGAGCAGGACGCCCCUGUGGACACCAACCUGAUAGAGUUUGAGACAAACAACUUCUCUCAGGAUGAUGACUUUGUGUUUGAGGACUUCGCUCGCCUCCGGCUGAAAGGAAUGAAGGACGACAAGGACGAGGACGACCACUUCUGCUGAGGGUCCCUCCCCCUGCAGGGCAGUGGGCCAGUGAGGGAGGGUGGGGGUGGUGGUGUAUAGACAUAGGCAAGACCAGUGGGCCAAUGGGAUAAAGCGGGUGUGGUCUAUUUUUUUAUAGCUCCUUCUCCUCUCUCUAACUCUUCUUGCUUCUGUGACAACUUUUGCUGAUCGGUUGGCCUUUGCUCCAAUGACCGUGUCAGAGAGAUGGAAAGGAACAAUGUGGGUCCUGUGACCAUUAUUGGCAAGUGAAAACACUGGGGCCAUUGGGUCAGAUGAAAUCAUGUUCUUUCAUUUUGUUUUUCUAUGUCCUACUUCAUAUUAAGUGGGAAAUUUAUACCUAUGUCAUUACAUGAUAAGCAUGAUGUUACUCCAGUGUAAGAACAUGGGUUGGUUUAUUUAUUAUUUUUUUUUUUUACAUAGUCACUAAUGUGGAAUACAAGUUUUUAGUUUAUGUUAUUGCACAUUAUCUCAUUAACCUUAACAUAAACUUAACUCCAAGACCACAUUUUGAUGUAAUCACUGUUUUCGCAUCGCAGGUGCGCAGUCUGGCAAAUGUGUGCUGCUGUAUACCUGCUGUACUUACUUACCGCUCACUUAAUGUAUAGAGUUGCUUUAUUUUUUUUGUUUUUAAUAGCUCAACAUAAUCAAAGCCAGAGACGUGUGUGUGAGACCGCAAAACGACAAAUUGUCCUCGUAUUUUUAUACCAACCACUUUUAUCCUGUAACUGUACAGGACGUCUGUAUACUUGCGUGGGGCCUGGGUUGAGGCGGCCGCCAACAUGCCAAAUCCCGCGCGGACUUCAGAACACGAGCGCGACGGGCACACGCACGCAGUUGGGCUUCAAGGUUUUGUGUUUUUCCCCAAUGACCGUGGGGCCGUGAAUGUCGACUCUGUGUCGUUUUCCUUUUCUUAACCUGAUUUGGAUGCGGUGGGAUGUUGCCAAAAGGAAGCAGCUCCAGGAAAGGCCGACGUUUUAAUACAAGUACUACUUUGACGAUUCAAUCGACCCCCGGUGAUACGCUAACGGCUCAGAUGAAAAUACCACCUGUAUGCACAAUGCGAUCUGGCUCCUUCCGAGCGAAGGUAUUCCCACAGCCGCAUCCAGACACUGCAAAAUGGUCAGGAGGGCUGUGAAUUUAUGCACGAGUGAAUCAGCAGUACCCCAUCCCUUACGUCAGUAAGAAUCGAUCCAGUUCAUUCAAGUUAGUGAUGUAGCGCUCUGUAAGCCUGCCCUCAUGUCAGCCUGGAGCGUUAUCACUGUACCACACUUCACGACUCUUAAUGAAAUGGUUUUUAUUUUUACUUUUUUUUUUUUUUUUUUUUUUGCAGGAGUGAGGAGUAGUUGCUGCUGUAAAAUAAAUCUGUAUAUGAUGAAUUUUGAUGGGAGAGGGCUGUUUUGAGUAUAGGUGCUUUCUAACACUGGGCUCCAUGUUGCCGCCCUGGUGCCUGGAAGCAAAAGUACAGUUGGUGGUUCAUUUCAGGGUUUUGUAGGCAGUGUUUAGAUUUGACUCUUACGAUCUUAUGCAUCUUAUGGCAAACAAUCGGAUCUGAAUAGAGCGUAAGUUUAAGCUUAGAGGGAAAAUAGAUCUUUUAUUGUUGUCAUUGUUAUGUAUUUUAAUUUUAUUACAUUACUAUUAUAACAACCAGAGAUGUACAAAAGGUGCCAUUUUUUUAAUUUUUAGAUUUUUAUUUUUUAUUAAAAGAUAGAAUGAACUAACCUGAAUAUCCCUUCUGUAUGUUCACAGGUAGUGUAUUUUAUUAAAGUUUAAAGUAAGGCC